This is a messenger RNA of Manis javanica (Malayan pangolin), 5147 nucleotides long. RefSeq names its product netrin G1 (gene NTNG1). The record is from RefSeq and is a predicted model, not a curated record. Lineage: Eukaryota; Metazoa; Chordata; Mammalia; Pholidota; Manidae. Gene Ontology annotation, biological process: tissue development; animal organ morphogenesis; axonogenesis.
CACAUGCUUAGUUGGUGACUUACUGAAUCUGUGCAAAGAUCAGAACAGAUGUUUCAAAGAAAAAUUCAUCUCUGGGAAGGCUUUCCACUCCAGAGUGGGGGACGCUACUUAAUUGGAGAGGGUCCCCAUUCACAUAUCAGACUUACUGGGGACUGGUGUUUGCCUCCUAGUCCAAGGAACUGUGGGAAUAAGGGAGGAUAUAGUAUAGGAAGAAGAGGGGGAAGGAGGAUAGUUCUGAGAUUUUGACAGCUGAAAGAGAUCAUUCUUCCAAGUUGAGAGCCAAUAUCACAAAGAUCUUGGUAUAUUCCAGAAGGGAACUUUCUAAUUUCCACAUAGAUUGCUUUCCUUUAUUUAUUUAUUUUUUACUGGAGAAGGACCUAAAAUGAUCAGAAUAGGAACUCAGAAAGGGUUUCCUUGGCUUGAGAGAAAAGGGCAAGAGGGAGCAGUAAGGCUGAGCUGUCUGUAUUUCAGUGGUCAGGCCAGGCCAACUGUGACCAGCGAGAAGUCCACUCUGCCUAGUUGUUUCUAAGUCCCACUGGCUCCCCAGAAGGAACUAGGCUCUGGAGGCCUGUGAGGGUAAGUUAGGUAGUGAAUGGCAUCUCCAUAUAAUCAAUUUAUUUCAAACCUGGAGGAGCAUGAGCAGGGACAGAGCCAGGAAUGGCCAUUGUAAGAAGGCCUUGGAGGAGUUUCAUCUGUGUAGGUGGCUCUUUUUUUUGCAAUGUCAGUGAUUGAGUACAGAGCUGGGGAGGUGGAAAGCACAGGAAUCAUAGAUGCCUGCUUUGGAGGGAGUCAAAGGAGGGAGGAUGCAUUUGUGACCUCUCAGGCAUUGAAGUGUUUAGGGUUGGGGUGCCAGGAGCCUCUGCCUCCUGCCUGGCUGCUCAGGGCCAAGGGAGAUCUGGUCACAGGCUCAGUUUAACAACCUUCUCCUUGCUACCCAAUUACCACAGAAAAAUAACUCCUCUGCUCAUAGCUCUCUGCCUGCACUACAGGACUUGCAGUUAGUGACCAAGUCUUCACAGCUGCUCACUUCCUAUUACGCUUUGCUUUGCCUUGACCAAACCUGAGUCAGGUUCCUCUCCUCCCCACCCGACCCUAAACAUUAACUAGCCCACAAGUUUGAGCACACACUAAAAUGCAGAACAUACUUCCUUGUCAGGUUAUUGCCAAAAUCCAUGGACCACAGAGGCACAUUCUUUGUCAAACCACAGGUGUUGCCUUGGGUUUAGACCCUGUCAUCUGUAAGUUUCCUUUACUGCUUACCCCCCUUACCAUACAAAAGAUUGUUUCUGUUCGGUGUUGAGAGGCUUACAGAUUUCUGAGAUCAGAGCUUUCUCCCUUUGCAAUAGCCUUUCUAAUUAAAGUCUCACCCAAUCUAAGCCUGAUUUUUUUUUAUUUUAUUUUUUUACUUUACUUUAGUAUGUAGCUAAGAGUGAUUCCAGGUAAGUCUGAGCCUCCACUGGUGGGGAAUGAAAUGCUGGCGGGCUGGAGCAAUUGUGUUUCUCUUGGGAAAGACAAGGAAGCCUGAAAAGCACAGCUAUUUUCAACUUUCCUAAGGAGAAUGAAUUUCUGAACAAGGAGGUUCGAGGCUUGCGCGGUAGGGGCCACUGGCAGGGCAUGGUAACUGUCGGUUGAAAAACACUGUUGCGAUCACCACUGGGGGCGAGGCAGUGCUUACGAACGGUUUGGGGGAGGAGAACGAGGAGUGAAGGAUGGGACGGGCGGGGCAUAGCAGCUAAAGGUACGCAAAAGCGCUACUAGAAACCGCGCCUCCGUGGGCGAUCUGGGGGUGGGGGAGGUAAAGGGUGGUCUCAGAGCCUCAGCUCACAGGUCGUGGAGCUGCAGAGGCCAGAACAGCAGCAGAAGCGAGCGGGAAGGAGUUAGGACCGCUCGGAGCGCCCAGGUCUCGAGGUAGUAUAAGGUUUGCAAUCCCUCCACUUGCUGUUGCAGAAGAAGAUCUGCUUUUAAGUGAAACGUACAAGCUACCCCUCGGAGGGCUGCGGCUUUCCGGGCUUGCUGGGCCCUCUGUCCCUUCUCGGGCCCCAGCGCUCACUCUGUCAUUCGCACGCGCCCCUAAGUUUGCCGGGAGCUCGCUGCCCGCUCGGCGCGGUCCGGCUGGGCGCCGCGGGUGGGGGCGGGGAGCCCGGGAGCCGCAGUCCAGGAGCGUCGUGGGCCAUGUAUAUUUCAUCAAAUGGACUUUGGGUGCGUCGCGUCUCGCAGCCGUCAACAGUAUGUGCAGUGACAUUUCUGACUUGAGUGGAGGAAUGCGCGAAGGAAGCCCGGGCGAAACUGGUACUCGAGGAUCUUCUUGGCGCCAAUGCUAAUUGUCCUGAUUUAUGUCCCUUCUGACUAAGCUCAACGUCUUCAUCUGAAAUAAAAUGAAAGCUGUGCCAAGCGGGGUAGAACCUCCCGGCCGCUGGUUCUGAUCCCCGGCAAUCAGGAAAUCGUCCUGCAGCCUAAAAAAAAAUUAAAGGAAAAAAAAAAAAGAGCGAGCGAGCGAGAGAAAUAGAAAUAGAAAAAAAAAAUCCCUCAGUAAAAGUUUAAGGCGAGAAGUGGCAGAGGCAGUGGCGCGAGGAGGCGCGGAGGAGAGCCGGCAAGCAGGGGACUGGUCCGGCAAGACCUCGCGAAGGCUGCGAUUUCAUUAUUAACAUCACUAUAUUUUUGGAGGGAGAGGCACCUUUCUCAUCCUCCCUUCCUCUCCGCCCACCCCUGUUCCCUCCCCCUUGUCUACCUGUCAAAGUCACUGAUCUUUUGCAUUUCGGAAGAGGACGUCAACGGGAAGGAAUUCCCCUCUGGGUGAGGGCUCCGAGAGGGGGCGACGCGCGGGAGGCGCCCCCACAGGGGCCGGAGACGCAGGGUGUUGGUGCCAGAAGAAAAGAAUGUCUGAUGAGAAACAGACACAGGGCUGUGGAUAUUCAUCCUUUUGCUUCAGACACUGAUACCUCAGUGCAUCAAAGCAUUCCUUGUGAGCCGUGAACGCCGAGGACCACCCAGGGUUAUCGGAUAUACAACUGGAGAGACAUCGCUUUGCUAAAUCAUUAUCUGCUACUGGGCAUCUUUUACAAAAUCCAAACUAGAUCUGAGUCUUAUAGAUAUAUUCUAGGACAACGAAAAAGCUGCAAGUUGUUAACGCCUAAUGCACAAGUAUGUUAGGCUUCCACCAAAGUUCUCAAUAUACCUGAAUGUGCACCAUCUCUUCACCCUCCACUUUUAGUUUUGGAAUCUACUUUGCGUUCUCAUCCUCUUGAUAUAUAUAAUAUUAUAUAUAUACGCACAAUAUAUAUAUUAUAUAUAUACACACAUAUAUAUUAAUAUAUAUACAGACAUACCUAUAUAUAGACAUAUAUUUAUAUGUGAAAUAGACAUAAAUCACAGAUAAGCAAACCCUGCUUUAUUACCACGAAGACUGCCAAGAACAUAGAGAUGUAUUUGUCACAAUUCCUGUCAAUUCAUGCCCUUUGGGUUACAGUGUCCUCAGUGAUGCAGCCCUACCCUUUGGUGUGGGGACAUUAUGAUGUGUGUAAGACACAGAUUUACACAGAAGAAGGGAAAGUUUGGGAUUACAUGGCCUGUCAGCCAGAAUCCACGGACAUGACCAAGUACCUGAAAGUGAAACUGGAUCCUCCGGACAUUACCUGCGGAGACCCUCCUGAGACAUUCUGUGCAAUGGGCAACCCCUACAUGUGCAAUAAUGAGUGCGAUGCGAGCACCCCUGAGCUGGCGCACCCCCCUGAGCUGAUGUUUGACUUUGAAGGAAGACAUCCCUCCACAUUUUGGCAGUCUGCUACUUGGAAGGAGUACCCCAAGCCUCUCCAGGUUAACAUCACUCUGUCUUGGAGCAAAACUAUUGAGCUCACAGACAACAUAGUUAUUACCUUUGAAUCAGGGCGUCCUGACCAAAUGAUCCUGGAGAAAUCCCUCGAUUAUGGACGGACAUGGCAGCCCUAUCAGUAUUAUGCCACAGACUGCUUAGAUGCUUUUCACAUGGAUCCUAAAUCCGUGAAGGAUUUAUCACAGCAUACGGUCUUAGAAAUCAUUUGCACCGAAGAGUACUCCACAGGGUAUAUGACGAAUAGCAAAAUAAUCCACUUUGAAAUCAAAGACAGGUUUGCGUUUUUUGCUGGACCAUGGCUACGCAACAUGGCUUCCCUCUACGGACAGCUGGAUACAACCAAGAAACUCAGAGAUUUCUUUACAGUCACAGACCUGAGGAUAAGGCUCUUGAGACCAGCAGUCGGGGAAAUAUUUGUAGAUGAGCUACAUUUGGCACGCUACUUUUACGCAAUUUCAGACAUAAAGGUGCAUGGAAGGUGCAAAUGUAAUCUCCACGCCACUGUGUGUGUGUUUGACAACAGCAAACUGGCCUGUGAAUGUGAGCACAACACUACAGGUCCAGACUGUGGGAAAUGCAAGAAGAAUUAUCAGGGCCGACCUUGGAGUCCAGGCUCGUAUCUCCCCAUCCCCAAAGGCACUGCGAAUACCUGUAUCCCCAGUAUUUCCAGUAUUGGUAAUUGUGAAUGCUUCGGCCACUCCAAUCGAUGCAGUUAUAUCGAUCUGCUAAACACAGUCAUUUGCGUGAGCUGUAAACACAACACUAGAGGGCAGCACUGUGAGUUAUGCAGGCUGGGCUACUUCAGAAAUGCUUCUGCACAGCUGGACGAUGAGAAUGUGUGCAUAGAGUGUUAUUGUAACCCUUUGGGCUCAGUCCAUGAUCGUUGUAAUGGCUCAGGAUUUUGUGAGUGUAAGACUGGAACGACAGGGCCUAAGUGUGAUGAGUGUCUGCCAGGAAAUUCCUGGCGCUACGGCUGCCAACCGAAUGUCUGCGACAACGAGCUCCUGCACUGCCAGAACGGAGGGACGUGCCACAACAACGUGCGCUGCCUGUGCCCGGCCGCGUACACUGGCAUCCUGUGCGAGAAGCUGCGGUGCGAGGAGGCGGGCAGCUGCGGCGCCGACUCGGGCCAGCGGGCGCCCCCGCGCGGCGCCCCCGCGCUGCUGCUCCUGGCCGCCCUGCUGGGGACCGCCGGGCCCCUGGCGCUCUAGGCGCGUCGGCCCGCAGCCCGCCGAGCCUGUGCCGCGGGGAAGCCGGCGCGCCCCGGGCACUCGCGCCCGACACAGGAACACACUCAGACACCCCACGCAGACACAGU